Messenger RNA from Lottia gigantea (owl limpet), 309 nucleotides. RefSeq lists its product as hypothetical. Gene Ontology annotation, cellular component: nucleolus. NCBI's taxonomy places the organism in Eukaryota, Metazoa, Mollusca, Gastropoda, Lottiidae. The transcript has 3 exons. Gene Ontology annotation, biological process: RNA processing. The record is from RefSeq and is a predicted model, not a curated record. Gene Ontology annotation, molecular function: RNA binding. The annotation marks the transcript as partial.
ACAAAAGGUAAAAAAUGGUUUGAUUUACCAGCCACAGAUUUAAGUGAUGAUAAAAAGAAGAGUUUUGAAAUUUUACAGAUGAGGAAAGCUCUUGAUCCUAAACGAUUUUAUAAGAGUAAUGAUUUAACAGAUUUUCCAAAAUACAGUCAGUUUGGUACUAUUGUGGAAGGUGCUGCAGACUUCUAUAGUGCAAGAAUACCCAAAAAACAAAGAAAACAAACAUUAGUUGAUGAAUUGUUGGCUGAUGCUGAAUUUAGAACAUACAAUAAGAAGAAGUUUGAAGAAAUCCAGUCCUCUAAAAGACGUGGA